This is a messenger RNA of Alligator mississippiensis (American alligator), 2806 nucleotides long. RefSeq names its product coagulation factor VII (gene F7). NCBI's taxonomy places the organism in Eukaryota, Metazoa, Chordata, Crocodylia, Alligatoridae. Gene Ontology annotation, biological process: proteolysis; blood coagulation. Gene Ontology annotation, molecular function: serine-type endopeptidase activity; calcium ion binding. Bases 62 to 1345 code for a protein of 427 amino acids. The record is from RefSeq and is a predicted model, not a curated record. Gene Ontology annotation, cellular component: extracellular region. The transcript is spliced from 8 exons.
GCUGCACUGUUCUUCCUGGAGUGUCAACAAGUUAUUGGGACACCGGCAUUUAGAUUUCAUCAUGGUUUCCUGUCACUACAGAGUUUUGCUUCUCUACUUUUUGCUGCUGUUUCCUCUUUCUCUGGCUGCAGUCUUCUUAAAGCAAAAGGAGGCAAACAGUUUGCUGCAAAGACAAAGAAGAGCAAAUACCUUCUUGGAGGAACUAAAAUCUGGGUCACUAGAGCGAGAAUGCAUAGAAGAACUGUGUUCAUUUGAGGAAGCCAAAGAAAUUUUCCAAGAUCAUACAAGAACAAUGCAAUUCUGGCACAUCUAUACUGAUAGCAACCAAUGUGAUCCCAAUCCUUGUCAGAAUGGUGGGACAUGCUUUGAUGAAGCUCAGGAUUAUGUCUGCUUCUGUCCUAAGAAUUAUGAGGGCAAAAAUUGUGAAAAAGGUUUUGAAGACUUGCUGAAAUGCAUAUAUGACAAUGGUGGAUGUGAACACUAUUGCACUGAACUGAACUCAACUGGAAAACGAACAUGUUUUUGUGCAGAAGGUUACAAGCUAGCAAGUGAUGAAGUGUCCUGCAUUCCCCAUGUGAAUUAUCCUUGUGGGAAAAUACCUGUUUUGGCAAAAAGAAAUAAAACUGAGGAAGGGAGAAUUGUGGGUGGUAAGGAAUGUCCUCCAGGUGUAUGUCCAUGGCAGGCUCUGAUAUUACAAAAUCUCAAAGAACAGUGUGGGGGUUCCCUCCUGGCUCCAAACUGGGUAGUUACUGCAGCUCACUGUGUAGAAAAAGCAAAUGUCAAACAACUGAUGAUAAAAUUAGGUGGACACAGAAUAAAUAAGAAAGAUGAAAGCGAGCAAGAGAGAGGAGUUACUAAAAUCAUAAUUCAUGAAAAGUAUUCUUCAGCCACAGUCGAACAUGACAUUGCCCUGCUGCAACUGGAGAAGCCUGUUAACUUCACUGAUUAUGUGCUACCGAUAUGUUUGCCUGAAAGACAGUUUUCAGAGCGUGAGCUGUCCUCCAUUAGAUACUCCACAGUGAGUGGAUGGGGGCGUCUCAUAGAGAGAGGUGCUACUGCCGCCAUUCUUAUGAGAGUUGACCUGCCACGUGUAAAGACAAAACAAUGUAUGGAAGAGACCAACUUAAAUAUUACAGAAAACAUGUUCUGUGCUGGAGACCUUUCUGGGACUAAAGACUCCUGCAAGGGUGACAGCGGUGGACCUCAUGCUACAAAGUACAAGAACACCUGGUUUUUGACAGGGAUUGUCAGUUGGGGAAAGGGGUGUGCUACCCGAGGCAUAUAUGGUGUUUAUACAAGAGUUUCCAGGUAUAUUGAAUGGUUAAAAAACCACAUGGCUUCCUAAGCCACCAUGCUUCCCUGCAUUCAGAUCAUCUCUGAAUUGCAUUGUCCUUCAACCUAUCUUUCACGCUUCCCUCUCUAGUAUCUUUUACCAUCAUAAGUAAAUUAUACUAAUACUUAAGUAAUCAUUUGAUACAAAUCUAAUUCCAAUUUGGUUCAGAUGUCUGCCUUGCCAGUAAUUUAGAGUUUUAUAUUAUUCAAAAAUCAUGUGUAUAAGCUUCCAUUACAACUGUAAAUGCAGUUGACAGACCUUGAAAGGAGCAAGCUUUGCUAAAUCUCCAGGGUGGGAAAGGUUAAUUUCAGGCUUGGUUUCUAUUUAGUACAUAAACAAUAUUGUACUAUUUUGUUAGCAGUUUUAAUAUUGACCCUAGAUUUUUGAAUGGCAAACAAUAACUGAUUUAAGUUUAUCUUUGCCUUGGUGUAACAUUACUGAGUACAUGAUGAGGACAGACGAAAAUGAAGGUUUACCACAUUUCACUGGUAGGACACUCAAACUGUGGCUUGUCACCUAUAUGCAUAGAUUAAUAGAUUUUUAAGACUAGAAGAAACUGUUCUGAUCACCUCAGUCUGACCAGCUGUGUACUGCAGGAUGUAUCUGGUUGCAUGGGCAAAUGAUCAUUUUCACAAGCACAAGAUAGUACAUGAAGUAGUGUGCACAAUUAGAGGCUGUAUUACACACACUUGUAAAUUCAGCUCCAAAUACCAUUUUGAAAACAGCCUGACAAAUUAAGGGAAAACAGCAGAUAUAAUAGAUUGGUAUUUCAGGAAAAUAAUCUUGUAACUCUCCAAAUUUAUUCAGAUAAAUUAUGAUACCAGCAUUAUCACAAAGGACUGACUUAAGAACGGGAAAUGCUGACAAAUGGUAAUGUAUUGAGAUGAAUGGAUGCUGGUGGCAGGGUACUGCACAGAUCCAUGUUGGGUUUCUUUUUAUUUAAUAUCUGAAUUAACAGUACAGAAGUGGUAGCAUACAGUUCAUAAUAAAAAACUUUAUUCAAUUUGGAGGAGCUGCAAAGUCCAAUGAGGACAGAGAAAUAAGAUCAAGGGACCUAGAGACAGUAAAAACAUGGAAGAAAAUAACAAAAGGAGAUUCAGCUUGGAAAAAUGAAAACUAAUGCAUCAGGGAGAAAGUUAAUCCAAACCACAGAUAUUUAGUGGGGGAGGGAAGACAGAAGGAAGCUAACAAGAAAAGGUCUACAGGGCAUAGGGGCCAGCAAAUAAAAUCUAAUUCUUCAAUGAAGCAAUGCAACAAACAAAUCCAAAAAGACCAAAAAUAUCCUAAAGCAGUGAAUCCCAGUGUAGCAAUUUAAUUGACCUUCAGUUCCAUUGUGAAGAUGUUGGUAACAUAAAUAGUCAACUAAUUUACAGAAAGAUGCUGACAAACAGGAGAUGGUUCAGGAAAGAACAACUAAAAUGAUGAGGGGUCUGAAUAACCUGAUUUAUUAAAGAAGUUUUGAAUGUAACUGAA